Lachancea sp. 'fantastica' is the source of this 498-nucleotide messenger RNA. The record is from the annotation of a GenBank genome assembly. NCBI's taxonomy places the organism in Eukaryota, Fungi, Ascomycota, Saccharomycetes, Saccharomycetales, Saccharomycetaceae.
AUGUCAUCCAGUCAAAUUCUGCCCACCUACAAACAACUCAUUAGAUCUUUGGUGAAGUCUAGCAAACGUUCCAGAAUCACUCAAAUAAAAGAGAACAACAAAAAGCAGAUCGCACUCUUAACUUACAAGAAGAUCGGACUCGUGAGACAGCAAGCCUCCAAUGGUGCCACCACCAAAAAACCCGAUAUCAUUCGCGAGCUUCACGAAUUGACUAAAAAAAUUGAAGAGCUCAAAUCCAGUGACCCAAAUAGUCUCAAAACUUUGCAUUUUUACGACAAUUCCAGCCGUCUCAGGCAAAUCAUUUUCCAAGAUCUUUCCACAAAUGAGACGGCCCUUGCCAAGAGACUACAGCACUUACGUGACCUUUCAGGCUUCGUUAAGAAUCAAUUAGAAUAUGAACAACUUGUUGAAAGAUACAAUCCUGGGUUGAAAAUGGACCAAGAAGAAAAAGUCAAGAGAACAGCAGCGAAAGUAGGCUUGCAAGUUCCUGAGCUGUAA